GUAUUGUACAGCUAUCCAAGUGGAACUGCAAUUCCGCACACAGUUUGCAACUUCCACAUUCGAUCCUUGCUUUACUUACGAAGCGCCUUGUAUGGCUGCGUCUAGAAAGAAUGACCCUUUCAAUUUUGACGAUAUCUAUAAGCAAGCUGGCGUGGAGGACCUUUUCGUCAAGAAGACGCUCGGGGAGCUGAAGCAGAAGCAGUCUCCAGGUCCCGGUCCUGCCGCUGGAGUUGCAUCAACUGCCCGCGCUCCUGCUACUGCGUCCUCCUCGCACACCGCCGCGCCAGCAGCAGCAUCAUUUGACCUUGACUUCUUAAGCUCCAUCGCAACUCCGGGAGGGGGCGGAACGCCGACGAACCUCUCCAAGCCUAGCAGCUCUGCCAACUUGCAGCAGCACGCGCAUGCGGCGCCAGCCCCGAAGCCUUCGCAGCACGCUGCGUCGGCACUGGAUGACCCCUUCGCGCUGUUCAACGAGGUUCCGGGCGCGGCCCCGGCGCAGCGCCACGCCCCGCCGGCCCCGCCCUCAGCGACGGCCUCCAGCGGCUUUGGAAAUCUACUUGACUUCGACGAUGGCCACACUUUUGCGCCAGCGCCGGCUGCUGCGCCAGCGCCUGCCGCUGUGACACAUGCCCGGGCCCCAGAGCCGGCACCGGCACCGGCCCCGCAACCAGCUACACCAGCACCGGCGUCUCCAGCACCGGCGCCGACACCGAUGGUAGCGCCGCGGUCGCCUCCGCCGCCUGCCUACGACGACCACACGGCGUACAGCCCCGUCCACGGAACCUCCACCGCAGCAGCAGCACCCGCCUUGGGUGGUGAAGACGGCAGUUACGGCCGCGGCCACCCUGGUUGCAGCCAGAGCUACUCGCAAGCGCCGCAGCAUUACCAGGGGCCUCCGCCGGAGGCCCGCUUCCACAGCACCACCGCGGCGCCAGGCGCCGGCCCCGCGCCGCCCAGCUUCAGCCACCAGCACUCGGCGCAGUCGCAGUUUGAGGACGUGCACUCGCAGGCCUCGGCCUCCUCCAUGUCCGCGCCCUACGCCUGGAGCCACGCCUCACAUGGCUCCGCCAGCGCCGGCGCGGGCGGCAUCUCGGGGUACCUCAAGGCGUUCACCAAGAAGGCAGUGCGGGUGGCGAAGGCGGGUCUGGCGCAGCUGGAACACGCGCUGGAGGGAUUGGACCAGGGGGCAGCGGGAGGCGCAGGUGGAGGCAGCGCCUACUCGACGUCAUCGGACCGCGGCGCCGAGGGCGGCCAGAUUAGUAAUGACGAGGCGCUGGCCUGGGCGGUGCGGCUGGCGGACAUGGCGCCGCACGCGCAGCAGCAGGAGCUGGCGCAGAUGCCGCCGCCGCUCCGGCGGCGGGUGAUCGAGGUGCUGCGUGAGCAGAUACGCAGUGAGCACGUGGCGGCGCGGAGUGGCAGCCAAGUCAGCGCAACCAGCUCGCAUGAAGCGCACGACAUGUACAUGCCGCCGGGGGCAGGCCACAGCCACGGCCACGGUGAACCCAUGGGACCGCCGCCGCCCUACCGCGGAUCCAGCGACGGUAGCUACCAAGCACCGCACAUCGGCGCGCCGGCGGCGGUUGCGCCGGCGCCUCGUGCUGAGGCAGUUGCGCCUGCGGCUCCGCCGCCCGCCCCAGUGGCGCCGCCGCCGCAGCCUGCUCCGGUGCAUCACGAGAGCCACGACUUGUUGGGGAUGGGCAGCGGCGGUCUCUCACCCAUGGGCUCCGCGGCAGCAGCGUACCCCGCUGUCCCAGCAGCCAGCGCGCCAUCGGCGGCGCGGCCGUCCGCACCCACACCUGCACCAGCACCUGCACCUGCACCAGCACCCUCGCCCGUAGUUGAUGACCUGCUCGGCUUUGGUGACGGCCCCAGCACCAGCGCUGCCCCGCGGCCGACCGCCCCCGUGGCGGCCGCGGCGGCCCCCGCGGCUCAGCCGGCCACUCCUCCGCCUCCGCCUCAGCCGCCUGCCCAUGUGCCGGCGGCGGCUGUGCACACGGAUGACAUGGACGAUUUCUUCUCGGGCGGCCGCGCCGCUGGCAGCAGCAGCGGCGCGGCAGCGCCGUCCUCCGCGGGGCCUGCGGCGGCGGCGGCCACAGCCACCGCCCGGGCGGGGUCGAUGCACGGUAGCGCCUCGGCGCCGCAUCUGGCAGCCGGCCGUGGCGGCGGCGUGGGCGCCAGCAGCAGCGCAGCGGCGCUGUUCGACAUGCUGCACGACGAGGACGCGGGCGGCGUGGAUGUGGGCAACGUGGACGUGUCGGGCUAUGCGGACCUUUACAAGGGCGAGCAGGGGCACGAGAACGAGCCGGAGAUCCGGAAACGGCUGCGCGCGCAGCGUGAGAAGGCCAAGCACGACCAGAUGAAGGCGGCGCUCAAGGCCAAGCAGGAGAUGGAGGCGGAGGAGGCGGCACGGCGGGAGCAGCAGGUGGAGCUCAAGGAGCAGUACAAGACCAACAUUGAGGCCUGGAAGAACAAGAACAAGGGCAACAUUCGCGGCCUGCUGAGCUCGCUGCAGACUGUGCUGUGGCCCGACAGCGGCUGGGCGCCGGUGAGCGUGGGUGACAUGCUGGAGCCGGUGCAGGUGAAGAAGGUGUGGAUGCGCGCCAACCUGCUGGUGCACCCGGACAAGGUGCGGCAGCGCAAUGGCACGGCGGAGCAGGUGGCCAUCGCGGACAUGGUGUUUGACGUGCUCAAGGACACGUACAACACCUUUAGGUAGAUACAGUGAAGGUAGAGGCAUGGGUAGAGGUAGAGGCAGGGGGAGCAGGCCGGCCUGGUGAUGCCGGGGCGGAAACGAUUUGAGGCUCAAGGGCAGGGACGCUAGGACGGCGGGUGCAGCGAGCGAAGGGCUCAGAGGGUGACGGCAGCGGCAGCGGCUGGUCGUAACUGUCACAAAGGGGACAUGUGACCGGGUAGGGCCCGGCGAGCACUGAGCGGCGAUCGCGUAAAGGGGUGGAUUUGAUGAGUGCUUGGCAUUAUUGGGAGUGGAGCUGGCGGCUGUAGCGGGAGGGCCAGGGCAGGUGAAGGGCGAUGUGUGGUGUGAGGUGUCAGCGACAUUCGUGGAGGCUGGGCGUGGGUAUGGGCGCACUGGCGUGCUGGACUGAAGUGUGCAGCAUUAGCGGGCACUUGCGGUGACUGGCACGGGUGACUGGUGUCUGGGCGGAUU
Chlamydomonas reinhardtii is the source of this 3163-nucleotide messenger RNA. RefSeq lists its product as uncharacterized. Gene Ontology annotation, molecular function: clathrin binding. NCBI's taxonomy places the organism in Eukaryota, Viridiplantae, Chlorophyta, Chlorophyceae, Chlamydomonadales, Chlamydomonadaceae. Gene Ontology annotation, cellular component: vesicle; intracellular membrane-bounded organelle; cytoplasm. The transcript is spliced from 9 exons. The record is from RefSeq and is a predicted model, not a curated record. Bases 92 to 2716 code for a protein of 874 amino acids. Gene Ontology annotation, biological process: clathrin coat disassembly; clathrin-dependent endocytosis.